Molecule: messenger RNA, 402 nt
Organism: Malania oleifera
Lineage: Eukaryota; Viridiplantae; Streptophyta; Magnoliopsida; Santalales; Ximeniaceae
Product: probable E3 ubiquitin-protein ligase ARI2
Exons: 2
Coding region: 1-402 (133 amino acids)
Source: RefSeq, a predicted model, not a curated record
AUGUUUGGAGAUGACCUAUUUAAGGAUGAGAUGAUGAAUGAGGAGAGGGAAAUUAAACAACAUUUGUUUGAGGACCAGCAACAGCAGCUUGACGCAAAUGUUGAGAAUCUCUCCAAGUGUUUAGAGGAGCCACUUGAUCAGUUUAUUGUGGAUAAAGUUAUGAACAUAAGGACGCAAGUCAUCAAUUUGUCUAUCAUCGUUGAUUCUCUUUGUAAGAAAAUGUAUGAAUGUAUUGAGAAUGAUUUAUUAGGGUCUCUCCAGCUUGGUACCCACAAUAUAGCUCCCUACAAGUCAAAGGGUGUUGAGAGGGCAUCAGAACUGUUUGCUUGUGGGAGAACCAAAGCCAGUGCUACUGACAAAUGUGUACUAUCAGAUUCAGGAACAAAUGGUAAAGUGGAUUAA